Galeopterus variegatus (Sunda flying lemur) is the source of this 3139-nucleotide messenger RNA. RefSeq names its product centrosomal protein 135kDa (gene CEP135). NCBI's taxonomy places the organism in Eukaryota, Metazoa, Chordata, Mammalia, Dermoptera, Cynocephalidae. The transcript is spliced from 21 exons. The annotation marks the transcript as partial. The record is from RefSeq and is a predicted model, not a curated record.
UGACCUAGUUCAUACAACAGAAAGCCUUCGGCAAUCGAAAUUAUCUGCUGUGAAAGCUGAAAAAGAAAGUGCCAAUUUUGAUUUUGUUUUGGAACCCUAUAAACUUGAAAAUGCAAGGUUGAGUAAGGAAAAUAAUGAGUUAUACCUGGAGUUAAUGAAACUGAGAGAACACUCAGACCAACACAUGAAAGAGUUGAAAACUACAUUGAAGAAAUGUGCACGCGAAACUGCUGACCUGAAAUUUCUAAAUAACCAAUAUGUUCAUAAACUCAAACUUUUGGAGAAAGAGAGCAAAGCUAAGAAUGAAAAAAUUCAGCAACUUCAAGAAAAGAAUUUGCACGCUAUAGUACAAACUCCAGGUGGCAAGAAAAGAAGUAUUGCUUUCAGGCGCCAGCGUAUGCAGAUUGAUGAGCCAGUUCCUCCUUCUGAAGUCAGUUCUUAUCCAGUUCCACAACCAGAUGACCCUUACAUUGCAGAUCUACUGCAAGUGGCUGAUAACAGGAUUCAAGAACUUCAGCAGGAAGUCCACCAGUUACAAGAAAAGUUAGCAAUGAUGGAAAGUGGAGUGAGAGAUUAUAGCAGACAGAUUGAGCUAAGAGAACGAGAGAUAGAACGACUGUCACUUGCUUUGGAUGGUGGUCGCUCCCCUGAUGUCCUGUCUCUGGAGACUAGAAAUAAAACCAAUGAAAAGCUUAUUGCUCAAUUAAACGUUCAGGUUGACUUUCUUCAACAAGCUAACAAAGACCUGGAGAAGCAUAUCCAAGAGCUUAUGGAAACCAAGGAAACAGUGACGACUGAAGUUGUUAAUUUAAGUAACAAAAAUGAAAAACUCUGCCAAGAAUUAACUGAAAUAGACCAGUUAGCACAGCAGUUGGAAAGGCAUAAAGAAGAAGUGCUUGAGACUGCUGAUAAGGAACUUGAGGAAGCGAAGAAAGAGAUUAAAAGAAAGCUCUCUGAAAUGCGGAAUCUUGAAGAUACAAUGGCAAAACUUCAACUGGAAUUAAGCUUAUGUCAUAAAGAAAAGGAGCGACUGAGUGAUGAACUCCUUAUAAAAUCAGACCUGGAAACUGUUGUUUAUCAGCUUGAACAAGAAAAGCAAAGACUUAACAAAAAACUACAUUGUUUUGAGAUUUAACCACUUUAAUCUACAGAAAGAGAACUUACUCUGGAAGUUGAGAGGAUGAGGCUAGAACAUGGAAUAAAACGUCGAGACAAGUCACCUUCUCGUUUAGAUACAUUUCUGAAAGGCAUAGAAGAAGAACGAGAUUAUUACAAGAAAGAGCUAGAAAGACUGCAACACAUAAUACAGCGAAGAUCUUGCUCUACAAAUUAUUGUGCACGUGAAAAAAGUACAAUGUUUAAAGCAUCAGAAAAGGGUGAUUAUAAUUCAGAAAUUUACCUGAUCACAAGAGAAAGAGAUGAACUUCAGUGUAUGCUUGAAAAAUUUGAAAAAUAUAUGGAGGAUAUACAGUCCAAUGUUAAAUUAUUGACAGCAGAAAGAGAUAAACUAAGUGUCUUAUAUAAUGAAAAUAUCGAGGAAAUGAGUCAUUUUGGAAAAUCAGAAUUAGAGAAAACUAUUGAACAUUUGACAUGUGUUAAUCAUCAGCUUGAAAGUGAAAAAUAUGAAUUAAAGUCCAAAGUGUUAAUAAUGAAAGAAACAAUAGAGUCAUUAGAGAACAAAUCAAAACUGCAAGCUCAAAAACUUAGCCAUGUGGCUGGUGACUCAUCUCAUCAGAAAACAGAGAUGAACUCACUUAGGAUAGUAAAUGAGCAGCUACAGCGGUCACUUGAUGACUGUCAGCACCGACUUUCCAUAAAAAGAGGUGAACUUGAAUCAGCCCUGGCACAAAUUAAGAUACUGGAAGAAACUAUAGAUAAACUAAACCUAAAGAUGACUUCACAGGAUCAGGAGGCUCAUGUAAUGAAAAAAACUAUUGGUGUUAUUGAUAAAGAAAAAGAUGUUCUUCAGGAAACUGUUGAUGAGAAGACAGAAAAGAUUGCAAACUUACAAGAAAACAUCGCUAAUAAAGAAAAAGCUAUUGCUCAUAUGAAGAUAACAGUCUCAGAGUAUGAAUUAUCCAUGAACCAGCUAAAAGAAACAUUGACUAAUCAAGACCGUGAGAUAAGCAGCCUCCGGCGCCAGCUUGAUGCAGCUCACAAAGAACUUGAUGAAGUAGGAAGAUCUAGAGAAAUAUCUUUUAAGGAAAACAGAAGAUUACAAGAUGAUCUGGCUACAGUGGCAAGAGAAAACCAGGAAAUCUCGUUAGAAUUGGAAGCAGCAGUGCAAGAAAAAGAAGAAAUGAAGAAUAGAGUUCAUAAUUACAUAACAGAGGUGUCACGAUGGGAAAGCUUAAUGGCAGCUAAGGAAAAAGAAAAUCAAGAUUUGUUAGAUAGAUUUCAGAUGCUUCAUAACCGUGCUGAAGACUGGGAGGUGAAAGCCCAUCAAGCUGAGGGAGAAAGCAGCUCAGUUCGACUGGAACUUCUUUCUAUUGACACAGAGAGGAGACACCUUCGAGAAAGAGUGGAGCUAUUAGAAAAAGAAAUUCAGGAGCACAUAAAUGCACAUCAUGCUUAUGAAUCUCAAAUCUCAUCAAUGGCAAAAGCCAUGUCUAGAGUAGAAGAAGAGCUGAGACGUCAAGAAAAUGAGAAAGCAGCAGUAUUAAAUGAUUUAUCAUCUCUUAGAGAACUUUGCAUUAAACUUGAUUCAGGCAAAGAUGUUAUGACUCAGCAAUUGAAUUCCAAAAACCUCGAGUAUGAGAGGGUUGUAGUAGAAUUAGAAAAUGUAAAAUCAGAAUCAGAGCUGUUAAAAAAACAACUGUCAAGUGAGAGACAUACAAUUAAAAACCUUGAAUCAUUGUUGGCUACAAAUAGAGAUAAAGAAUUUCAUUCUCAUUUAACCUCCCAUGAGAAGGAUACUGAAAUUCAGCUACUUAAGGAGAAGUUAACCCUUUCAGAAAGCAAAUUAACUAGUCAAAGCCGGGAAAAUACCAUGCUUCGAGCUAAAGUGACGCAAUUACAAACAGAGUAUGAUGCUCUGAAAAGGCAGAUUUCAACAGAAAGAUAUGAACGGUAAGAAUAACUUGUUUAGCAUCACAGUGUUUUUAUGUAUUCCUUGUACUAUUCCAAAAAGGAUUUAAUA